Molecule: messenger RNA, 1607 nt
Organism: Salvelinus namaycush (lake trout)
Lineage: Eukaryota; Metazoa; Chordata; Actinopteri; Salmoniformes; Salmonidae
Product: complement C1q-like protein 2
Exons: 3
Coding region: 69-839 (256 amino acids)
Molecular function (GO): protein binding
Source: RefSeq, a predicted model, not a curated record
GACCUGCAGGUUAUAUAGUCGUAGAUAUAUCAACUACUGAAGUACACGUUUAAGUACUGAUCUUUAGAAUGGGGGGACUGACUCUGACCCUGCUGCUGCUGUGUCUGUCUGGGACUCUCAGUGAAGAUGCUGGAGAAGACAACCUGAAUGACAUCAUGGUACAGAUUCAGCCUGAACAGGGACAGGACAUAGAGAAUGAAUACAAGGCUCACAACCAACAGGUAGAGACUGCAGCCACUACAACAACCCAAUCAGGAUGUGAGCCUACCAUCCACACUGUGAUGAGAGAACUGGGGGCAAUGGAGGAGAGACUGGGAGCAACCGUUAGGUCAUUGGAAGGCAUGAGAAACAGGCUGGAAGCCAGUGAGAGCCAAGUUAGGUCGUUAAACUCCACAGUGAAUGAACUGAAGAGAUUCAAUGAAGACAGGCCCCAGGUGGCAUUUUCAGCUACUUUAGGAAUUUCUGGAACCAUUGGACCUGUCAGCAAUGAAAUCACUCUGGUCUUCCAGCGUGUUCUAUCAAACGUUGGAAAUGCCUACAAUCCAACCACAGGCAUCUUUACAGCACCAGUAAGAGGACUCUACCAUUUCACCUUCACAGCUUUCGACUGGGGAGGGAGUACAAUGACAGGGGCAAGCUUACGUCGUAAUGGACAGGUAAUGGUCUCUGUGUAUGAUGAGAAAGAAGGGGGUUCCUCUGAGUCGUCAUCCAAUAGCGCAACCUUCCUGCUACAAGUGGGAGAGCAGGUGUAUGUUGCUCUCUGGAGAGAUGGACGUCGGAUAUCUGACAAUGGAAAUCACUACUCCUCAUUUAACGGUUUCCUGCUCUUUCCCAUAUGAGGAAAAGAUUAUGAAAUAUGCUAGAAAUGUUCAAUAUGUUUUUCUGGUCAAUCACAUAUAUCUUACAGUUUUGACAUAGCAUAUAGUAAGUGUGUGCUUGUAGAAACGCAAGAGGGACAUCCUGUAUUUGUUGUCAUUAGAUAUAAUAAUUGAGAUUUUUUAUAAAAAAGAAUACAUUUAAUUUUAUUGAAACAAAUAGUCAGGAUUUCUGUACAUGUAACUGCGUGCAGGUUGCCUUUUAUUGAGAUGACUCAUGUACUGAAAGCAGCUCUGCAGAGUGGUCACUAGCUAGCUCAGCCAAAAAGUAAUAAAAUCACAUUUAAACCUUAUCCUAACCUAACCACACUGCUAAACCUAAUGCUUAACCCUAACCUUCAAAUUAUGACUUUGCAGCUGAACCAUCUAGCGAAACCGCUCACUGUCGCCCAGUUCUGCCUCCAGGGAAAGACUCAUGACAAUAAACGUCAAUGUGCUAACUCCACAAAAACACAAUCAUAUAUUCUCAUUCACAGUACAGCUAUCUGACAUAUAGUAUAGUACCAAAUCAAAAAGACACAAAUAAAUCUCACUUAAAUCUCUUAAUAAUUUUUUUUUUUUUACCACUUUAGUGAUUAACCUCUGCAGAUUAUGUACUGCUUUAGGUCCUGCAGCAGAACACAUGCAAUGUGACAAUCAUUAUGAUACAUAGAUAUAGUGAUGAGAAUGAUUAUGACAGCUGAUUAUAAUGAUAGAAGUGAGAAUCAUACUCAAAAACAUUUAAAUGCCUUC